This is a messenger RNA of Python bivittatus (Burmese python), 2030 nucleotides long. NCBI's taxonomy places the organism in Eukaryota, Metazoa, Chordata, Lepidosauria, Squamata, Pythonidae. The record is from RefSeq and is a predicted model, not a curated record.
ACAAGCCUGUGCUGAAUGUUGGCAGGUCUUCUUGAGUUUUCUUUAGGGAAAUUCAAGAAUUUGUUGUUGAAUGAAACUGUCCCAGCUGAAGCUGUGUUGAGGAAUGUUGCCAGCAAUGUGACUGUCGUCAUCUUCCAGAUCCAUGCCCACCACAGAAAUGUGACCAUUUCCUUUGAUAAGGAACCUUCUCCUAACAACUCAGGAACUGGAGUAGACAGAGGAUUGGUUUCCGUGCUUCGGCCUGAACAAACGGUGUGUACGUGGUAUUUGCAAGCUGUGGAUACGAACCAGGUGCUGAGCACAGCUGUUUCUUUUCCAUACACUGAAAAAGAUCCAAUUCCUGGAGGAUGCAACUUAGAAUUUAAUUUGGAAACUGAUCCCAAUCUUUAUCUAGAAUAUAACUGGGCUGAAACGCACAUUAUAUUUGCUCCAGCAAAUCUGGGAUAUACGAGAGGUGCAAACCCGCCUUCAUGUGAUUCUGGGAUGACUCUGGACUCCAGGUGGCGGCUAUACUAUGAUGUCUAUCAGUAUUUUCUGCCAGAGAAUGAUUUAUCUGAAGCCACAUUUGUGAGUCAUAUGAGAAAAAUGUCUGAGGUUCAGAGUAUCCGAGAUCAUGGCUCUAAAGUUAUGACCUUAACCAGCCAAGACAGAACUGCCAUGUACUUCUCUUCACUCCCUGGGCAAGGGGUAAUCUACAACGUCAUUGUGAGGGAUCCUAGGUGGAACACUUCAGCUGCAUAUGUGCCUGUUCACACGUACGCAUGUAGUUUCUCUGCCUUGGUGAAUAACUGCUACACCUUCAGAAAGUUGUCCUAUAAAAUAUUUUUCACCACGUUGGCUGUUCUCGGCCUGUUUAUCUGUUUCCUUGGACACAGAUUCUGGAAAACAGGUUUAUUCUUUACUGGCUUUAUCUUCACGGCUUUCUUUUUCUUCAUAGUCAUUACUAAAACAUCUGCUCUCAGUUAUGAUGUCAGUCUUGGCCUUACAGCAACAGCUGGCAUUAUUGGAGGUCUCCUCUUGGUAGGAUGUUGGUGGCGAUUUGGUUUUGUCAUCCCAUGUAUGUUAAUUGUAGGACUAGUGCUGGGGUGUUUUGUAGCAUCUGCAGUUUUCUUCACUCCAUUAGGAGACUACAAGGUUUUUCAAGAUGAUGCUGUUUUCUGGGUCACCUUCUCUUGUGUUACCUUGAUGGUUCCAGUCAUUUUUGUUUGGUGCCCCAGAGUUCUCAACAUCUUGAUGUGUGGCAUAGUCGGCUCCUACACCGUAGUGUUGGCUACAGCAUGUUACAUCUACACCAGCCUCUCUUACAUUGGCAUAGAUCUGCUCCAAAGGAUUCUAAAUGAAAACUUCAGAAGAGCUUACACCACUGUGCCAUUUCAACCUAACGAUAUUAUCCUCUUGGCUGUUUGGACUAUGCUAGCAAUUGGAGGAAUCACAGUUCAGUUGCGCCGAGAAAAGCAUGAGGCACCUUUCCCACCACAUCCGUAUCGGAUAUGGAAGCGUGAGAGAGAGCGCAGAGUAACCAACAUCCUGGAUCCUAGUCAUCAUGUUCCUCCCCUGAGAGAGAGGAUCCAUAGUAAGCUGUCCCGGAUCAAGGACAUCUUUCAGAAAGAACAGACUGCAGGUGAAAGAACACCGCUACUGUUAUGAACUGAUUCACAGAUGGAAAGACUUAAGAAAUAUGGAUCCAUACCUCUGGGGGCCAUGUAAGCCAAGGACUUUCUCUGUUGUCUUUUCCACCUCAACAGAACUGGAGACCAAUCCACAGUGAUCUAAGACAAAUCUACUCUUGAUUACUACUAUUUCAAGUGCUGUGGCACCCAGGAAUUUUUUGUCUGUAAUUUUAAUCUUUGAUAGAUUAAUGUGUAAAGUUAUUGGGGCAGGAAGAGUAGAAUAGAAAGGUAGCUUAAUAAAUGAAAUGUGCAACUUUAGAACUUCAAAUCCCUGAGAUAGAAAAUGGUAAUUUCAGAUUCGUGCACCAUUCUUAUCUUCACAGUCCAAAAAGGUUUAGCUUCUGAAUGGGAUAUGCAAAG